AUGGGUAUACCUCUGCCAAAGCCUGUCAUGACGCAGCUGCGGGAGCGUUACGGCAAUGAAAUAUUCCGAUGUGGCUCUAGCUGCGUCAAUGGGUACCGUGAGAGUAUGGAAGACGCCCACAUCGUCCACCUCCAGCCCACGUGGGGCUUCUUCGGUGUUUUUGACGGCCACGUCAACGAUCAGUGCUCGUUGUACCUGGAAACAGCCUGGAAGGAAGCUCUCGAAAAAGAAAAGAUACCAAUGACAGAUGAUCGAAUGAAAGAACUUGCCCUUGAGAUUGAUAAAAAUUGGAUGGACCUAGUCCGGGAAGGUGGCAGUACCGGCACAUUUUUUGCCGCUAUGAAAAAAGAGGGUAUGGUUCACUUGCAAGUUGGCAACGUUGGCGACUCGCGCGUUCUGGUGUGCGUUAACGGCCAGGCAAGAGCCAUGACGGAAGAUCAUAAGCCCAAUAAUGACGAUGAACGGAAGCGAAUUGAGGAUUGUGGUGGCCGCGUGGAGGGCAACCGCGUGGAUGGGAGCCUAGCUGUCAGCCGUGCCUUUGGAGACCGUGACUACAAGAAGAACACCACUGGUAGCCAACUGCAGCAGAAGGUGAUCGCGCUCCCAGAUGUUACCCAUGUGGAUGUGACCUGGGGCAGCAAGGACUUCGCUGUGUUGUGCUGCGACGGUGUUUUCGAAGGGCAAUUUUCAAAUGAAGAGGUGGUGGCAUUCAUCAAGGAGCAGCUGGAGACGUCGGAUGACCUUGCCGUCGUGGCAGGUAAAGUUUGCGAAGAGGCCGUGAAUCGUGGUAGCCGCGACAACGUGUCCUGUGUGAUUGUGCAGUUCAAGAACGGCAAGGACUACGCGGACGUCCAACACCUCGAGGUAGUCCCAGGGCCAUUUAGCCUGCCGCGGAACGGUGUUUUUCGCAGAGUGUACGGCCUCAUGGCCCAGAAGGGUGGAAAUACGAUUCAGGAAGUCAUAGAAAAGCGGUAUGACUACUUGGCCUCCAUGGAGAACAAAGAGCCGUAUCAAGAGGAGUGGCAGGGGUUCAAGGACGGCCCGCCGGCAGGCCUGAAAGGAAAGGAUCGUACGCAAUGGUUCGCUGGUCUGCUCGAACAACACGCCGCAGAGAGCCCCUCAGACUCCCGAUCCGAGCAGCUGGAGCGCAUCCAGCUACUGCAGCAGCAAGUAGGCGUCCCACUGCCCAUUUUGCUCUCUUUGAUGACUGGGCAGACACAGGAGUAA
This is a messenger RNA of Trypanosoma grayi, 1227 nucleotides long. RefSeq names its product protein phosphatase. The record is from RefSeq and is a predicted model, not a curated record. Gene Ontology annotation, biological process: protein dephosphorylation. The coding region runs from base 1 to 1227 and encodes 408 amino acids. The transcript has a single exon. NCBI's taxonomy places the organism in Eukaryota, Euglenozoa, Kinetoplastea, Trypanosomatida, Trypanosomatidae. Gene Ontology annotation, molecular function: protein serine/threonine phosphatase activity; cation binding.